Funneliformis mosseae is the source of this 1659-nucleotide messenger RNA. The record is from the annotation of a GenBank genome assembly. NCBI's taxonomy places the organism in Eukaryota, Fungi, Glomeromycota, Glomeromycetes, Glomerales, Glomeraceae.
AUGGGCAAAGGAACGGAUAAAAUGUACAUUACGCAUUCCGAAUGGUCUGGAGAAUUUGGAGGGAUGCAGUUUGGAGGAAUCCAGACUAGAAAGAAAACCGAGGUUUUUAAAAGACUUCCAUUCUAUUGUUGCUCACUUUCAUUGCAGCCUUUCGAGCAUCCCGUAUGCACUACUGAUGGUAUCAUCUUUGAUCUAAGGCAUAUACGUCUUUAUUUAAAAAAAUUUGGAACGAAUCCUGUAACUGGUGAAAAGUUAGAUGUGAAUUCACUAAUUAGUCUCAAUUUUUUUAAAAAUCCUGAAGGUGAAUAUCAUUGUCCGGUAACCUUUAAAGUAUUCAGUGAUCAUACACAUAUUGUUGCUAUAAAGACUACGGGUAAUGUUUUUUCAUAUGAGGCGGUUGAUCGACUGAAUAUUAAAACUAGACAUUGGAAGGAUUUACUAUCUGACGAACCAUUUACACGAAAAGAUAUAAUAACUAUACAGGAUCCUCAUAACCUUGAAGUUCGUAAUUUAUCAAAUUUCUAUUAUCUUAAACACAAUUUGAAGCUAAAAGAUGACGAAUCAAGCGAUCCUUUAAGUAAUAUAAAUUUAAGUGCUACGGGUUCAGCAGAACGUGUUCUCACGAAGAUUUCUGCCAAGCAAGAUGAAUCGGCACAGAAAUCUCAUGAUGCAACCGCUGAUGAUAAACCUCUGAAGAAAGCUUCGUCUUCAACACCUACCGUAAAAAAAUCAAAAAAUAUUCCAUAUAAUGCAGCAUCAUAUUCACGUGGAUUAGCAGCUGCAUCGUUUACUUCUACUGCGAUGACACCGGUGACUGAAAAUGAAAAUGCACUUGUUGACGAAGAAGAAUUCAUGUUUAAAGAAAUUAAAGAAAAAGGCUACGCACGAAUCGUAACUAAUCUUGGAAACUUGAAUAUCGAAUUAUUUUGUGAUAAGGCACCAAGAACUUGUUAUAAUUUUAUAAUGUUAUCAAAACAAGGAUAUUAUAAUAGGACAAUCUUUCAUCGUAAGAUCAAAAACUUUAUGAUUCAAGGUGGUGAUCCUACAGGUACAGGGAAAGGAGGUGAAUCAUAUUGGAAAAAGGAUUUCGAAGAUGAACUCAAACGUAAUCUUUCACAUAAUGAACGUGGGCUCAUGAGUAUGGCAAACAAGGGAAAAAAUACAAAUUCAUCACAAUUUUUUUUUACUUUUCGCCCGUGUACUCACCUAGACAACAAACAUACAAUUUUUGGUAAAAUUGUUGGAGGAAAAGAGAUUCUAGAUAAGAUGGAACUAGUACCCACUGAUGAAUCCGAUCGACCUUUACAGGAAAUUAAAAUUAUUGAAGUAAUAACUUUUAUAAAUCCGUAUGAGGACUACAAGAAGAAGUUAGAAAAGAAAUUAAGUCGACAAAAUGAAAUUGUGGAAAGAAAGCCGCGAGACAAGACCGAAAAGGAUACAACUACAUGGUUUGGUACGAAAUUGACUUCAACCGGUACAAAAGAAAGGAAUAGCAAUAUAUCUGGUGAUGUAGGAAAAUAUUUAAAAUCAACAUCGUCAUCUGCGAUACCUAAAAAGCGAGAAUUGGAUAAUGAAGAUUUUGAUUCAGAGCCAGUUCCUGAAAUCAAAAAGAAAUCAAAGGCUACAGGUUAUAAUUUUGGUAACUUUAGUAAUUGGUAA